AACGCCUCCGCCCGCGCUUCCGCCUCGGCGGCGGUCGGCGGGGGCGACCGGGUCUUCGCGGCCCCGCGCCGUGCGGUGGCCCGCCCCCAGCCCCUGUCCCGAGGCUCGGGCGUCAGGGCCACAGACAUCGCCCAAGGGGCCCUUGCCCGCCGAGGCGCCACCAACCCUCCUGCCCCGAAGAGCUGGCCUGACGUCCCCCGGCUCGCGGUACCCGGGGUGGGGGGCGGUGACGCGUGGGGUCGCCCACUUCCCGCGGUGGAGUGUUCAGAUUCGCGUCGGGUCUCGGGUCAGCAUCGCCCCCUGGGACGUUGAGCGGCGCCCCCUUUCCCCGGGGGCCAGAUCACCACUUGGAUUUUGCGGUGCAGCCCGUGGUUGGUCCAGGGCCCGGUUAUCCUACCUCUUCUCUCAAUGCGCAUUUGGGAUCUUUGCCACCAUCGCUAGAAUCAUUCGGCAUCCUUUCGAGGAAUCUUCAGCCUCGCCAGGCAGCUUUGUCGAAUUUACACAGGAAGCAGAUUCAGCACCCCAGGAACCACUGGAGGAGCUCCGCAGGUGCUUGCUUUUCCAAACAGAGAGGGCAGUGCAUGAAGCCAGGGGUCAUCAGCCAUGCUCCAGACUCUGUGGUCCCAGGAGCCAGUGACCUUUGAGGACGUGGCCAUGUAUUUCACCCGGAAUCAAUGGACUAGCCUGGACCCCAUGCAGAGGGCCUUGUACCGGGAGGUGAUGCUGGAGAAUUAUGCAAAUAUAACUUCCUUGGGAGCAUUUCCAUUCCCCAAACCAGAGCUGAUACUCCAGCUGGAGCGGGGAGAGGCACCGUGGGGCCUGGAUCCCUGGACACCCACGGGGGGAGCGGCCCCGGGAGAUGUCCGCACAGGUGGUAAAAACAAGACUGCGAAGGAGGAGCAAACCCCAAGGCCGGACGUUUCUGGAGCAUCGGCGGCCCAGAGACUGGCGGUGGAGGGGCUGCUCCCGGACGGUCCCCAGCAGCCUCACCUUAAAGCCAGCUUGGAGGAGCCACCGCUGUGUGACCUGGGGGCGGACACGGGCUCACACGGAGGGGGUUUCACGGGCUGGCUGGUGCAGGGGUACAGACCCUCCACCAGGGAAAGGGAGGAGCCAGCCAGCACACCGCGGGGAAGCGCCGGUGCCCGUGUCCUGACGAAGCCGGGCCUGCGCCGGGGACCGGCGGCUUACGCGUGCGGCGAGCGCGGCCGGUGUUUCGGCCUGCCUUCAGACCUGCAGCGGCAUCAGAGCGUCCACACGGAUGACAGGCCCUUCGGAUGCAAGGAGUGCGGGAAGGCCUUCAGGUACAGCUCCAAACUGGCCCGCCACCAGAGGAGCCACACCGGGGAGAGGCCUUACUCGUGCCAGGAGUGCGGGCAGGCCUUCGGCCAGAAUUCCCACCUCCGGCAGCAUUGGAAGCUGCACGGCGGCGACAAGCCCUACGAGUGUCAGGACUGCGGGAAAACCUUCAGCUACAACUCCAAACUCCGCCGCCACCGGCGGGUCCACACGGGGGAGAAGCCCUUCCAGUGCGAGGCCUGCGGCAAGGCUUUCCGGUGCAGCUACGACCGCCUCGUGCACGAGCGAAUCCACACCGGGGAGAAGCCCUACGAGUGCCAGGCGUGCGGGAAGAGCUUCAGCUCCGCGUCGCUGCUCGGCCAGCACCGGCGAACCCACACCGGGGAGAAGCCGUACGCGUGCGAGGAGUGCGGGAAGGCCUUCGGCCGCAGCUCCGCCUUCCUCCAGCACCGGCGGCUGCACACGGGCGAGAAGCUGUUCAAGUGCACCGAGUGCUGGAAGACGUUCAGCUGCAGCUCGCGCUUUGCCGUGCACCGGCGGGUGCACACCGGGGAGAGGCCCUACGGCUGCCAGGAGUGCGGCAAGGCCUUCAGCCAGAAGGUCACGCUGGUCCAGCACCGGCGGCUGCACACCGGCGAGAGGCCCUACGAGUGCGCCGCGUGCGGCAAAGCCUUCAAGUGGAGCGCCAGCUUCGUCCAGCACCGCAAGCUGCACGCGCGCCGGGGGGCGGCGGCGCCGGGGCCCGGGCCCCGCCGCCCGGCGCUACCCGCCCCCGCCCUGCCGGGGGCCGCC
Molecule: messenger RNA, 2091 nt
Organism: Prionailurus viverrinus (fishing cat)
Lineage: Eukaryota; Metazoa; Chordata; Mammalia; Carnivora; Felidae
Gene: ZNF619
Product: zinc finger protein 619
Exons: 6
Biological process (GO): negative regulation of transcription by RNA polymerase II
Molecular function (GO): DNA-binding transcription repressor activity, RNA polymerase II-specific
Source: RefSeq, a predicted model, not a curated record